AUGGUGUCACAUAAUAAUGUAUUACCAAAUGUUCACCUUCAUAAAUGGUGGCAAAGAUAUGUUAGAGUCGACUUUAACAAAAAUAUAAAAAGAAAAAAAAGAAGAUUAUUGAGAGAAAAAAGAAGAAAAGAAAAUGGAUCUACACCUAUUGAAAAAUUACAUCCAUUAGUUCAUUGCCCUACCCAAAGAUACAAUUUUAAAAUCAGAUUAGGAAAAGGAUUUAGUCUUGACGAAAUAAAAGCGGUAAAUUUAACACCCAGUGCAGCCAGAAGCAUAGGUAUAGUUGUUGACAAAAGACGAAAAAAUAGAUGUGAAGAAUCAUUAAAAAGAAAUGCUGAAAGAUUACAAAAAUACUUAAAUAGUUUAGUUAUGAUUCCAUUAAAAAAAGAUAAACCAAAGAAUGGUAUUGGAGGUAUACCCGCUGAUGCCACUAAAGAAGUUAUAGAACAACAUAAAGAAACAAAACAAUUACGUAGUAUAUUUAAGAAGGGAUCUAAUGUUAAACCAUUCUAUGAAUCAAUAGAUGUUUCGAAAAUAGAUAAAUCUUACUUAGCAUAUAAAACUCUAAGAAAAGCUAAAUCAGAAGAAAGAAGAAAAAAUAGACAACAACAAAGAAAAGAUAUUAAACGUAAAUCUAAGGAUAAUUAA
This is a messenger RNA of Plasmodium yoelii, 648 nucleotides long. RefSeq names its product ribosomal protein L13e. Gene Ontology annotation, molecular function: structural constituent of ribosome; RNA binding. NCBI's taxonomy places the organism in Eukaryota, Apicomplexa, Aconoidasida, Haemosporida, Plasmodiidae. The transcript has 2 exons. Gene Ontology annotation, biological process: translation. The coding region runs from base 1 to 648 and encodes 215 amino acids. Gene Ontology annotation, cellular component: ribosome; cytosolic large ribosomal subunit. The record is from RefSeq and is a predicted model, not a curated record.